AUUCUAGCAAUUUUUCAACUGGUCUUAAGAUUUUUGAUCAGGAGUGUAUGUCAGAGAUGUACUUUGGCGCAAGACCAUGAAAAGACUUGUACACAAGCAGAGCUGAUUUAAAGUCUAUUCUCUGAGUGACGGGAAGCCAGUGCAGGGACCUGAGUACUGGACUAAUGUGCCCAUAUUUCUUGGUUCUAGUCAGGACUCGAGCAGCAGCAUCCUGGAUGUACUGCAGCUGGUUUAGGAGAGAAGACAAAGGCAUGGAUUAGUCUCUCUAAAUCUGGCUUAGACACUUUCUCUUGAUAUUUUCACUUUUUUCUUGUAAAAAAAUGGCUGCAGAUUUUUAAAUGUUUGCUUUUGUUUUAGUUUUCUGGUUAAAUGAUAUUUUUAGAAUGUGCAGCACGCCAAUAAAAAAGCAGGCGCGGACUGCACUUUGGACACACCUGACGUAAAGCAGCAAUUCUUUUUUUCACAUCCUCAGGGAGUUCUAUGCCAUGAGGUGCCAUGUUGAACUUACUCUUACUUACUGAAUGUACCGGUAUAAGGAUUAAUGUGGUGUAAUAUUUCAGUGCCGCUUUGUUUAAAAGCCUGUACACGAUUUUUUUUGUCUGUAGGCUGGAAAGAAAACGCGUGGCGACACAUCUGUUCCAGCAGAGAGCACUGUCGGGAGCAGAUGCCAUCAACGCCCUCAGACCCUUUUACUUUGCUGUCCAUCCUGACUUUUUUGGUCAGCACCCCAUGGAACGGGUAGGAAGUGAAUGAAAAUUCCUUAAAGAGAUUAAACGGCUAUUUGGAAAGCCUACAGAAGCCUGGCUCUCGCUCCGUUCAGCCCAUGAAGCUCACCUUUUAUGUAAGGGACACAAAGGACAGCAGUGAUGUGCAGCAAGACCUCCUCACCUCUGGCUUCCGUUCAGUGACCUUUGUCCUGCAUACAAAUGAUGUUCUGAGCACAGUGACAAAUGUGUUAAAGUCCUGCAGUCUGCCCGUGGAGCACAUGAAAGCGCUGGAAUCCGUUGCUCAUGCUUCCAAAAGUCCAUCAGGAGGGACCGUUCCCUUUUACAGGCCCAUUAAGUGGGAUAAGAGCUACUACACCUUCACUGGCUUCAGAGACCCUGAGCAGGAGUUUCAUCAGGCCACCAGAGUAGAGCCCACUCUCAGCUUGUGGCUUCAGAACAACGAGUCCGAGGCGACAAAGAAGCACCAAGACAGUCUUCCUCGGCGAGAAGAACUGAAACGCUUGAAGAAGGAUCUGUGCCAAAAAUUUGACCUGGCUGACAUCAGGUGGCAGCGCAGCUGGGGGGUGGCCCACAGGUACUCUCAGCUUCAGAGCCUGAGCCGAUUGUCUGUGCAGAAUCUGGACGCCAUGAUCAACCUACAAGGUCACACGGUCAUAUUUGCCGACCAGUCGGGGAUGAACGCCUGCGGACACGUCAUGUUGGGGACAAUGGAUGUUCAUCAUCAGUGGACCAAACUGUUUGAGCAGCUUCCCAGCUAUUGCCGCCUGCAGCAGCAGACCGAGUGGCUCAAGGAGAGGAUCAGCCUCCUCCUGGGCGGGACCCGGGUCGUUCACAUAGAGAGGCUGGGACCGGUUCGACCCAUCAUCGAGCUCUACGGCACCUUCAACACCUUCCACAACAAUCUCAUUUCCAGGCGGCUUAGUCUACACCCCAGAAGUCUUGAGGGUCUUACCAUGAUGCUGGAGAAGGAGUGGUCUAGUCCCAGUCUUCAUGAGAUGGGGCACUUCAUCAUACCCACCAACUGUGACCUUCCCAGCCUUCAGGCCUUCCUCCAGAACCACGCCUCCAAGGCCAGACAACAAACUCAGCGUACAAAACUGUUGCUGACCGAGGAAGAGGCUGUAAUGAAGCUGUGUCUCCAGAGUCUUUCUCUCAGGACUCUGUCCAAGGAGCCCAGCGUCACCUCCAGUCAGAUGAUCCUUUGCUGUGGAAGGUUGUUGGACCAGCGCUCGCCCCUCAUGCAGGGCCUCCACGUCCGUGUUUCCCAUUUCUACUCCGUGACGCAGGACGGGGACCUCAGCAUCCCGUGGGACUGGAAAGGUUGAGUCCGUCCACAAGGUACCGAAAAUCCUGUUGGUUUUCAACUGGCGCUUGUGAGGAAACGUUUAACGGUCAGUCGAUUCAGGAAGACCACGUAGGAAUGUUUGAAACAUAAGCACGUCAUUCUUGAACUCAAGAAGGAGCCAUGUCAGUGUUGAAAGCAAACAAAGAAUGACUGCGUUGGCCCGAAGGAAGCUGCCAAUGCCAGCAAUUUGAUGAAGAAGGUGAGAAACUGUAUUGAAUUCAAAGAAAGAACUCUUUGGAAGUACGACGACGGCAACCCCCUCCGCUCCUCACCGUCUUUACCAUCAAGAGUCUUCACUGAAGGGGGGGUGGGGGGUCAGAGUUGAGUUGUAGCUCCAACAGUAGCCCGUGUUAGGGAUCAUUGUGCCUGUUUUAAGAUCAUUCAUGUCUCACCAACAUGACAGCAACAUUACUGACACCUAGUGACCACUGUGGAAUGCUCUGCUAUGUAUCACGCUUUUGAGUGCAUCUUCUGAACGCCUUAUAUUUGUUAUAUUUGGCCGCGUUGAGCCACAAAGCAACAUGAUUUAUUGAUGAACGUCUUUGAAAAACCGGGAUAGAGUGAAGCCACGGAAUUUCAAGCGCAAAGUGGCGAGGGAUUACUGCCGGUAGGCUUUUCCCAAUCAUAUACUUUGAUGUCCUGAUUAUGAUUUCAACAAGUCCAAUUAAACGGCCCACAGACUAACUAACCUAUGGCAGUCAGAGCUGUGUGUGUUGUGGAGACAUGCUGGCCGUAUCGCACACACUUUCGUGCGCACACUUGAGUCUUGAGUGCAUGAGUGCGUACGGCUGAAUGCAGUACACCGUACUACCCGGAUGUUACACUCAUCAACAGACUCCACCUCGGCGACGCAGCUGAGGGGGCGGGACGAACUUCAAAUGACGGCGACUGAGGAGCAACCCGUAGCGGUGGAGAAGAAGGUGUUUGAUUGGUUCUUUGUGCGAGGCGUCAGUAUGCUGCGAACAGGAAGUUAGAGGCCUGGCUUGUAGCAUUUCCUGCUUCACAUGCUGCACCUUUUAUUUUACUGACUAAUGAACACUUGAAAAUAUCAUCUUGGCUGCUCUGAAACAACAAUUUGACAUGUACGGGUCACCUGUACUUUUACCUUCCGUAGUCCUACUUAAUGCUUACAUCGAUACCUGAUACCAGACCUGUGGACUCGAGUCAUGCGACUUGGACUGACAAUUUUGAUGUCUUUGGACUUGACUCGACAAUAUCAUCAAAGACUUGCCACUCGAUUAAGACAUGACUUUUUUUUUUUAGUCCUGUCCAGCCAUUAGGCAGAUAGUCUUGUUGAUCUAAAUGCCCUUUUACUCUGCCAGGGAAAAGUGUGAGAUACACUUCCCCUGUUAUACAGAAUGUCUUUGACUUGGAUGUUUUGUUGUUAUGCAAAUUUGAAGCGGUCGGACCAGAGCAGGAGGGGAUAGAGAAGAAGAGAAAAGAAAACAGAGAGGGGAGUGUGGGGAUAAGAGGGGGACAAAAAAAAGAGAGAGACAAAGACAACAGCAAUUGCGACAACAAUAACAAAACAACAGAAACAAACAGGACUACAUCAGCAAAUGUCUGACGGCUAUAAAAACCAUGACGGAAAGGACAAAAUAACAUCAACAACCACAAUGAUAAAACUGCAUUGAAACUGUCACACAUACAGUAUUAGUAGUAAUAGUAGUGAUGAAAUGAUUAACUAUGAUAGUGAUCAGAAUGACUAUAAAACUAUAAUCAUAUUAUAGUUAUAUUAUAUUUCACUGUAAUGAAAGCAAGAACAUAAUAACACCCUGGUUAACUCAGUGAGUCAUGUGGGGACGUACGUAUGUACAGGUAUCUCUGUAUGUGUGCAAGUCGUCAUGUAUACUGUAUGAAGGUGCGCGUAUGUGUGAGUGUGUACUUGUCACUGAGAAUGCAUGAAAGGAGAGGGACUGCCUCCCACCACCGAGCAAGCGGCAGGCAGCACAAAGACCAGCCCACAGAGCCCUCCCCCCGGGAAGACCAGCAAGGGCCCGCAGAGAGGCAAUCCCAACAGGGCGCCAGCAGGCUGGAGGACAGCCAACCCCUGAGACCGGCGAGAGAUCACACCCCACAAGGGCAGACGGGCCCCGGGGGCCACACACCAGCAGGCCCAGAGACACCCCCGCAACCGGAAGGGAGCCUGCCCACGGCGGAAGUGCUAGUGAGUGACAGACUACUCACCACAGCACAGGCUCGGGCAAGCUGCGGGCCGCAGGACACACCACAGGACCUACCCGGCCCGCCAGGACCCCCAAACCGCCAAACACCAUGGACCCUCCCUCGUAGAGAUGGUAGGUAAGCACUCGUGCCCCCACCGAGGGGAUACCCCCACACGCCCCACAGCAGACGAUCCCACGCGGCAGCCGAGCAGGAGGGCCCAGUCUCUCAGUAGCUACUGUAUAUGAUCUAAGGAGCUUUUUGGAAAGGGCUGUGUUCAAUUUCAAUUCAAUUUCCAGUUGAUGAGAAUGGUUUUCUUGGCCAUGCUUGAUGCAGUGAUGACAAUAUAUCAUUUAAGUCAUGUUUCAGGGGCAGAUAUUUAAAAAAAUGGGUCAAUGGUGGGAUUGCUUUCCCAUCAUAUAUUACUGAAACUGGCUCUAAUUAUAGAUUUUAUUUGUAUGUAAAGUUAAAGUAUUGAGAAAAAUGUUGUAUUGUAACAAGAAAAAAAGUCCCGAUUUUAUGAAAAGAACUAAUAUUUUGAAUUUUGAGGAAAAAU
Dunckerocampus dactyliophorus (ringed pipefish) is the source of this 4792-nucleotide messenger RNA. RefSeq names its product T cell activation inhibitor, mitochondrial (gene tcaim). Lineage: Eukaryota; Metazoa; Chordata; Actinopteri; Syngnathiformes; Syngnathidae. Gene Ontology annotation, cellular component: mitochondrion. The coding region runs from base 824 to 2053 and encodes 409 amino acids. The transcript has 9 exons. The record is from RefSeq and is a predicted model, not a curated record.